UCAUCCAUUUCUCUUGCAGGACUGCAACUGUUCCACACCUGCCUCAAUGAAGAAGUACCUCUUCCUCUGCAUCUCCUGCGUUCUAACGCUGGGUCUUCUUUACAACUGGGUGAAAGGACCCUUGUCGCCAGCUGCUUUCUUCUUUGACAACUCAGGGCAACCCAACGUGACCAUCCUGCUGUGGCACUGGCCCUUUGGCGGAACUUUUGACCUCCACGGGGAUGUGUGCUGGGACCUCCGCAAAAUCCCAAACUGCAGAGUCGUGGCGCAGAGGUCCUUGUUUUUGGAAGCGAACGUGGUGGUGUUCCAUAACCGAGAGCUGGUAACAGGAAAGGAGAAACUUCCCCUGGAGCUUCGGAGGCCGCCGGGCCAGAGGUGGGCUUGGAUGUCUCUGGAGUCCCCAGUGCAUAACGGGGACCGAAGCAGAUUAGCUGGUGUGUUCAACCUCACCUUGAACUACAGGAGGGACGCAGAUGUUACCAUACCAUACGGCGAGUUUUUACCACGAGACUCUGAAGAUCCAGUAGAGGACAUCCAACAGAAUAAAACUGAUCUGGUCUGUUGGGUGGUUAGCAACUACCAGGAUUCCUUCAGAAGAAGCAAAGUGUACAAAGAACUCAGCGCUGUCAUUCCUGUAAAGGUCUAUGGACGCUGGUCAAAUAAUCCUCUUGCUUCCGAAGACCUUCUUCCUACAAUAUCACGCUGCUACUUCUAUUUGGCCUUCGAGAACAGCAUCGCCAAAGACUACAUCACGGAGAAACUGUGGUGGAAUUCUUACAAAUCUGGGGCGGUUCCGAUCGUCCUGGGACCGCCGGUGGCGGAUUACGAGGCUGUGACACCACCGCACUCUUUCAUCCACGUCGACAAGUUUGCAUCUGUGAAAGAACUCGCCGAGUACCUGCAGCAGCUGGCGGCCGACGCCGAGCUCUAUGGCGAGUAUCUGCAAUGGAGGAAGGACUGGAAGGUGCAAAUGUACGAGUGGCGCUGGAGACUGUGUCAGAUCUGCGUGCAGUACCCCAGCUUCCCUGAGCACAAAGUCUACACUGACCUGGCAGCCUGGGAUAACGCUGCAUAGAAGCAACGCAAGUCCAGGCAGGAAACAUGUAUCCCAUGUGACAAAGUUGUGUUUCCCAAAACUGCUGUAAAACUAUUCUAUCAAUUUCUCUAGACAAUCAUUUAAUCUCAACUGGACUGUCGAGUUUGUCUCAGGACGCUUUGCCUCUCAUCCGAGCAGAGAGAUCUAGAAGCGAUUUAAUCGACUAUAUCCGACCAAUCUUCUCAUUCAUCAAGGUCAUUGUGUUCUCAGAGCAUUCCAAUCUACGGCAUCUGGACUGUUCAGUUUGUCAGUCCUAACGACUGAUGGGCUGGUAGAGGACUCUAUUCUCUGCAUUUUAACAGCGGCCAUCUUAACUUGCCACACAAUACCGCAAAGCCAGCUGUCGUGAUCAAUGGUCCGGAUCAUGUUUUUUUAGUUAUGUUCUGUUAGUUUUGGACUUCCUUAGUUGUUUUGUGCACUUCAGGGGUUUGUUUUGGUUACCAUGGGUACGAAUUGGUUUCACCUGCCUCUGAUUAGUGUUCGGCACGUUCACCUGCUGUUGAGCACUAAUCAGAGAGCUAUUUAUUCACGUUGCUCGCCACAAACUGUCUGGCUUCCUUGUUUGCGGUAAGCAAGUGUUGGUUUCAUGUCCUAGUUCUGUGCUAAGUGUUAGCCUUAGCUUCCCGUGCGUUCGGCACGCUUUUCUUUUGCUUGUUUUCUGUUUGCCUAUGAUUUAUGUAAAUAAAUCAUCUCUUACCUUCACGUUUUUGUCCGGAGUAUCCGUGUUGCACUGGAGGAACGAUCCCGCACAAAUAUGCGACCCCCACGUGACACCAGCAGAUUGAUUCCAUCCGAACGACUGCUGUUGUGUUGGCAGAGGUGUCACUCCUUGUUUAAUUCAAUAUUAAACAUUACAUAGAAUACUUUUUCAAGUAUUUGCUUCUUUUAAAAGUAUUGUGGAGUCAACGAUUGGCUGCAACCAGGUAGUUUUUACUGUAGUGUCUGUUUUAAUAGCAAAACUCACAGUGGGGGCUCCAAGGACAAAAAAUGUAUGCUUAACAAA
Messenger RNA from Entelurus aequoreus (snake pipefish), 2099 nucleotides. RefSeq names its product alpha-(1,3)-fucosyltransferase 7-like. Gene Ontology annotation, cellular component: membrane. Gene Ontology annotation, molecular function: alpha-(1->3)-fucosyltransferase activity. Lineage: Eukaryota; Metazoa; Chordata; Actinopteri; Syngnathiformes; Syngnathidae. The record is from RefSeq and is a predicted model, not a curated record. The coding region runs from base 47 to 1075 and encodes 342 amino acids. The transcript has a single exon.